Molecule: messenger RNA, 2468 nt
Organism: Thalassophryne amazonica
Lineage: Eukaryota; Metazoa; Chordata; Actinopteri; Batrachoidiformes; Batrachoididae
Gene: fbxl3a
Product: F-box and leucine-rich repeat protein 3a
Exons: 5
Coding region: 185-1483 (432 amino acids)
Biological process (GO): SCF-dependent proteasomal ubiquitin-dependent protein catabolic process; regulation of cell cycle; entrainment of circadian clock by photoperiod
Cellular component (GO): nucleus; SCF ubiquitin ligase complex; cytosol
Molecular function (GO): protein binding
Source: RefSeq, a predicted model, not a curated record
CGAUCUUUUUGCUGAAAACGUCGCGUUCUUUCUUCCCCGCUGAGCGGCUUUUGGCUCUGUGCUCCGAUGCUUGUUAUCUGGCUGCUGCCGAGGAGCUUUUCCAGCGCAGGUCCUGGCUGAACUGUCGUCUGUGGUCGGAAUCUUGAAGCUAACAGCUAAAGCUAACUGAGUGUAAACAACAAGGAUGAAGCGGGUGAAAGGAGGUGAGGACAUGAACACCUCCCCCGAUGAGUCACCACCCGAGGUUUGCAAGAAAGUGCGGAUGCAGAUGAGAGAGGAGCCUGAGGAGGCCUGUGACUCUGAUUGGUCCCGGCUGCCCCAGGAACUCCUGCUGCACAUAUUCCAGUACCUUCCGCUGCUGGACCGGGCCUACGCCUCUCAGGUGUGCCGUGGAUGGAACGAGGCAUUUCACAUGCCGGACCUGUGGAGAUGUUUUGAGUUUGAACUUAACCAGCCGGCUAGCUCUUACCUGAAAGCCACACACCCAGACCUCAUCAAGCAGAUCAUAAAGAGGCACUCCAACCACUUGCAGUACGUCAGCUUCAAGGUGGACAGUAGUACAGAGUCUGCAGAGGCAGCGUGUGACAUUCUCUCACAAUUGGUGAACUGCUCCCUGAAGACCUUGGGGCUCAUCUCCACAGCCAGACCCAGUUUCAUGGAAGUUCCAAAGUCUCAUUUCAUCUCGGCUUUGACUGUGGUGUUUGUCAACUCCAAGUCGUUGUCUUCGCUGAAGAUUGACGACACACCGGUGGAUGACCCAUCGCUGAAGGUGCUGGUGGCCAACAACAGUGACACUCUGAAACUGCUCAAAAUGAGCAGCUGCCCUCAUGUCUCCCCAGCAGGAAUCCUGUGUGUGGCAGACCAGUGUCACGGGCUGAGAGAGCUGGCAUUGAAUUACCACCUUCUGAGUGACGAGCUCUUGCUGGCCCUAUCUUCAGAGAAACACGUUCACCUGGAACACUUGCGGAUUGAUGUGGUGAGCGAGAACCCCGGCCAGCACUUCCACGCCAUCAAGAAGAGCAGCUGGGACGCGAUGGUACGACACUCACCCAAGGUCAACCUGGUCAUGUACUUCUACCUCUACGAGGAUGAGUUUGCACCUUUCUUUAAUGAGGAGAUCCCCGUCACGCACCUCUACUUCGGCCGCUCGGUCAGCAAAGAGGUCCUGGGCCGCGUGGGCCUUCAUUGCCCCCGCCUGGUGGAGUUGGUUGUGUGCGCCAACGGGCUUCGCCCUCUAGAUGAGGAGCUGAUUCGCAUAGCCAAACACUGCACGCAGUUGUCGGCCAUUGGUCUGGGCGAGUGUGAGGUUUCCUGCAGCGCCUUUGUGGAGUUUGUCAAGAUGUGUGGCCGCCGGCUCUCCCAGCUGUCCAUCAUGGAGGAGGUGCUGAUUCCAGAUCACAAAUACUCCCUGGAUGAGAUCCACUGGGAGGUGUCCAAGCACCUGGGCCGGGUCUGGUUCCCAGACAUGAUGCCCACCUGGUAAAUGAAGUCAGCAACAUCUUGUUCGUGGUGUUGAGCAUUCAUGGCCUCCAUGUUUGCAUUGCGCUCACUUCUAGUAGAAUGUUAGGUGCCAACAUGGAGAACAUUAGUCUGCUGGACGUCUCCAUGGAGAUCAAUCAGUACGGAUCUGGAGCACUUUUUGGAGUCGGUGGUCACGGAGGUAACACUACACAAUGUAAUCAUGCGUUGCAACACCAUAAAGAAAACAGACUCUACUCGACCGACUAGCCAGGCUAGCUGCUUUGCAUAUUGGACAAUCAUAACGUCAGCUGUUGCAGAUAACAAAAUGUAAUCUCAAAAAGCUUUUUUUUUUUUUUUUUGCAAAUUGAAAUAUGCGACGCAUCACAGUAUUCUGAUUGUGCGUGUUUUAUGUGAGACCAUGUGCGUCUGUAUCUUAUUUUGUUGAGGAGUAAUGUGGGACACUUACGUGCACAGUUUUAGUUUGCUACACUACCAGACUGCCUGUUUGAUUCUAGCGACAGCAGCUCUGCAGUCACAGCUUGGCGUGUGUGAGUUUCCACAAGGCCGUCAUUUUGUUUGUAUGUAGUUUGAGAAAGUCUUUUACGGACAGAUGAAGAGGAUGAAGCACCUUUUUCAGAGUAAUACGAGCAUUGUAGCAGUGGCUGAUAUCUGGCUUUUAUCACACACGGGACUGAAUGAUUAACAAUUAUUAGGGAGCUAGCUGUCAACUUAUCCGUAGCAGAUAUGUUUGAGUCGCCGCCAGUAUCUGAUCCAAACAAAGCUCAGAAGCUGUGUCCACUGUACAGCUCAUCUUGUCAGUCUUCAAAAGUGAUAUUCACUCGUUUGGGGCUUAAACUUCAAAAACAUUUACACUGUGACACGUGACUUUUUAACAUUUUUUGUUUUGCUUUUAUUCAGAAACAAAUUUUUGAAUAUUGUAAUUACAUUUAAAAAUAAAUGGUUACAUGUAUAUUAGGGGUGGGCAGUAUGAUCUAAAGCAGUGAUUC